AUGGAGAAUAAUGGUCGAGUAUGCACCAUUUGUAAUAGGUUCUUUUCUAAUGGGAAGGCUUUGGGAGGCCACAUAAAAUCCCACUAUUCCAAAUUACCAAUCCCUCCAAAACCUCCAUUAAGUAGGCAAGUACCUGAAUAUUCAGUAGAGUCAACCCAACCUCCAAAUCACUUUAUCACCACAUCUUCCUUAUCAACUACAAAUACAAGAAAUAACUCCAUACACAAUCUUAGAUCUUUGAAAAGAAACUGCUAUUAUAACCUAGAAAACUUUGGUAGGAAAAUUGUGUUCGAGUUUUAUCCAAAAAAACCAACUGGAAAAAGAUCGAAACGCAGUCGUAGACAAUUCAAUGUGAUUGAAGAAAAAGAAAAGAAUACCCAAAUUAGCGUGGCUGGAGAAAAAGAAGAGAAUGCACAAUUUAAUGUCGCUGAAGAAAAUGAAGAGAGCAUACAAUUUCAAUUAGUGUAUGAUGAUCAUGAUAUGGAAGCUGCUAAAACACUGGUUAUUAUUUCUGCGAAAGAAUGGCAACAUAUCGAGGAGAAAUACUAUCAAAAGAAGGCAAAAGUUUGUGAAAGUGAUCCCGUUGGAUUUAAGUGUGAUAUUUGUCAUGAAGUGUUUCAAUCUCAUCAAGAUUUUGUUGGACAUGAUAAAAUGCAUAAGGAAAGUAAUAAUCUAUAUGAAGAAGUCAGCGUAAGUGGAAACGAAGAUGAUAUUGUAUAUGCAGAAGUGCAUAAGUGUAUGUAUUGCUUCGAAAUCUUUGAAUGUGAUGAAUUACUUGAGAAACACAGGAAGGGCAUUCAUGUAAUGAGGAAAAUAGUUGCUCAACCUAGAUUUAGGUUUUUAAACAAUGUGGUGGAACAAGCAGAUUAUGCAAAGGAGAAGCUUAGCAGGAACUUGUUUAAUACUGAGUUGAUGCAAGAAGUGGAGAGGAUAACGGGUAAAUUUAUACAGGCUACUGAAGAAGAGGAAAAACUUCUCAGACAAAGAUCUAAAGUUGAUUAG
Messenger RNA from Vicia villosa (hairy vetch), 1002 nucleotides. RefSeq names its product zinc finger protein ZAT9-like. Gene Ontology annotation, biological process: regulation of DNA-templated transcription. Bases 1 to 1002 code for a protein of 333 amino acids. The transcript has 3 exons. The record is from RefSeq and is a predicted model, not a curated record. NCBI's taxonomy places the organism in Eukaryota, Viridiplantae, Streptophyta, Magnoliopsida, Fabales, Fabaceae.